AUGGUCUCUGUCCUCACUCCAGCCGCUAUGGCCCCCUUGAACACCCCCGAGCCCUGCUUCAACGAGGUAUCUCGCCUACAAGAUGCCGUAGAACCGUUCUCCAGGCUCGUCGGCACGGAGCAUGCAGCCAUCCACCUCCAUUGCACAAUUCCCACUUGGUCGCACUCAUCGUCCAACUGCCUUGACCUCCAUGACCUUCAUGAAUUACGUUCACGACUGCUCGUCUUCAUUCACGACCUCAUCCAAAAACUGAGAGCUUCUGGGAUACACACUACCUAUAGCCUCACCCCCUCUGAUACAUCCCUCUGCGUUGUGUGUGCAUUGCCGCCAGGCUUGAACUCCUCGCAAGCCAAAAUGACCGACGUGUCCGAUUUGGUGCACCAAUCCGGUCCCAUUCAACAGAAACACGUUAUUCUCGCGGACUUGAAGAAGGCUCCGUGUCUGAUCAUCUCUUAA
Pleurotus ostreatus (oyster mushroom) is the source of this 456-nucleotide messenger RNA. RefSeq lists its product as uncharacterized. NCBI's taxonomy places the organism in Eukaryota, Fungi, Basidiomycota, Agaricomycetes, Agaricales, Pleurotaceae. Bases 1 to 456 code for a protein of 151 amino acids. The record is from RefSeq and is a predicted model, not a curated record. The transcript is spliced from 6 exons.